Molecule: messenger RNA, 1200 nt
Organism: Rhododendron vialii
Lineage: Eukaryota; Viridiplantae; Streptophyta; Magnoliopsida; Ericales; Ericaceae
Product: serine/arginine-rich SC35-like splicing factor SCL30
Exons: 9
Coding region: 148-951 (267 amino acids)
Biological process (GO): mRNA splicing, via spliceosome
Cellular component (GO): cytoplasm; nuclear speck
Molecular function (GO): RNA binding
Source: RefSeq, a predicted model, not a curated record
UUUAGGCCCUAGGUUUCUUGCACAGUCGCGUUUACAGGCUUCCGAAGUCGCGGUCUUUAAAAUUUCAGCAAAUCCCAUACUUAAUUGACCGGAGGUUUCUCUCUCUUCCAAUUGCUGGUGUGGAUUUCUUGCUGUUUAGUGUUAGUCAUGCGGAGGUACAGCCCAGCAUACUACAGUCCUCCGAGGAGAGGAUAUGGUGGCCGAGGACGAAGCCCCCCACGUAGGGGAUAUGGGAGAAGCAAGGAACAGAAUAAUGGUAGCCUUUUAGUUCGAAACAUUCCUUUGGACUGCAGACCAGAAGAACUUAGAGUUCCAUUUGAAAGAUUUGGGCUAGUCCGGGAUGUUUAUAUUCCAAGGGACUAUCACACAGGGGAACCUCGUGGCUUUGCAUUUGUGCAGUUUGUGGACCCGUAUGAGGCAGCAGAGGCUCAGUACCAAAUGAAUAGGGCGAUAUUUGCUGGUAGGGAGAUAACUGUGGUUGUUGCUGCUGAGACAAGGAAAAGGCCUGAAGAGAUGCGUAGAAGAUCUAGUGUGAGGGGAACAUCAGGAUAUGGAGGUCGGCAAUCUCGUUAUGGACGAUCUCGGUCUCGUUCAGUAUCUUGUUCGCGUUCCCCCCAUUACCCUUCUGGUUCUCGUAGUCGUCAUCGUUCGAGGUCCUAUUCUCCUGCUCCCAGGCGUCGAGCUGACUACUCCAUUUCCCCAAAUAGAAGGCAAGCGGACCACUUAAGAUCACCAAGAGAACCCCCUAAAGAGCGAGACAGUGACCGUGGUCGGAGGUCAUACUCUCCAGGUUAUGAGAAUGAUGGUGAUGAAAAGCAAAAUGGUGAUGCGUAUGGCAAGAAAGCUGCAUAUGACUCCAAUGAAGCACGAAGGCCCUGGAAGUCUUCACCUGGACGAGCGUCACGAUCACCUUCUGGAUCUAGAUCUAGGUCUGCUGAUUUGUCACCCUAGCAGAUAAGUGAAGAUGGAGAUUGAACUGGUAGUUUGGUUCUUGGUGUUGUUCUGUACGAAGAUGUGGAAAUGUUUUGCCCAUCUGUGAAUUCUAUGGAAUUUUGCGAUCUUCUGCGUUGUGUGGUUAUGGUAUAGUGUUCUAAUUAUCUAAUUUUCUGGAAAACAGAUCAUAGACCUCUUCGCCUUUGUCGUUAACGGUAUUAUGUUAGUUGAGACCGCUGCGUGCUAUAUUAAAGUGGUUUUCGAUUA